This is a messenger RNA of Dunckerocampus dactyliophorus (ringed pipefish), 5337 nucleotides long. RefSeq names its product serine/threonine kinase 32A (gene stk32a). The transcript has 15 exons. Bases 494 to 1714 code for a protein of 406 amino acids. Gene Ontology annotation, biological process: G protein-coupled receptor signaling pathway; protein phosphorylation; regulation of signal transduction. Lineage: Eukaryota; Metazoa; Chordata; Actinopteri; Syngnathiformes; Syngnathidae. Gene Ontology annotation, molecular function: G protein-coupled receptor binding; ATP binding; G protein-coupled receptor kinase activity. The record is from RefSeq and is a predicted model, not a curated record.
AAAUAGGGGUACAGUAGAGGUUGAAUUCUGUCCAUCCAGGAACAAUCUACACUACUGCAGCUCAGCCUGAGGAACAUUGGCAAAAUCUUCUUCAGGGAGAAGACACAGGACUUGCAGAGUUGCCUGCCCGGGAGGGAGGACAGUCCAUAUGAAGAUGGACGUUUCUCAGUGAAUGUCUUUGGAAGGACUCAGAGGAAUAAGACGUGUGCACAGUUAGACACUCAGUCACCGGAGGGUCGCCACCACAUCAGCCACUCUCCUCCUGGGUCAUCCCUAGGACAGGACGGAAAUUAAUGUCACUCUAGGGUGGAGUGAAUUUGUUUGGAUGACUGCGAGGACCCAAUAGAAAAGUGAUGUGGGGCUGUCGUGUUGGAGAGUGUGUUUGAGGAGGGGGAGCAGUGCUGACCAGGCUAUGACUGCGUCCCAGAGGGCGAUCCUUCGGAUGCUGAAUUGAGUGACGGGAGCUGAACCGGAGGCUGACAGAGGAGCCGCCAUGGGGCUUGGACAAUCCAGCAAGUCUCCCAUCACGGGUGACACAGAUGAGGUCAAUUUUGACCACUUCCAGAUCCUCAGAGCAAUAGGAAAAGGAAGUUUCGGAAAGGUGUGCAUUGUGCAGAAGAAAGACACCAAGAAAAUGUACGCCAUGAAGUACAUGAACAAGCUGAAAUGUGUGGAGCGCAACGAAGUGAGGAACGUCUUGAAAGAGCUUCAGAUCAUGCAGAACCUGGAGCACCCUUUCCUGGUCAACAUCUGGUAUUCUUUCCAGGAUGAGGAGGACAUGUUCAUGGUGGUGGACUUGCUCCUGGGAGGAGACCUACGUUAUCACCUCCAGCAGAACGUCCAUUUCUCUGAGAGCACGGUCAAACUGUACAUCUGUGAAUUAGCCUUGGCCCUGGGUUACCUGCGCAGCAAGCACAUCAUACACAGAGACAUCAAGCCUGACAACAUACUACUGGAUGAACACGGUCACGUCCAUCUAACAGACUUCAACAUUGCAGCCAUUGUGAAAGACGACCUAAAGGCGACAUCCAUUGCAGGGACCAAGCCAUACAUGGCUCCUGAGCUGUUUCAGACAUUUGAAGGCUCCCAUCCUGGCUACUCCUUCUCAGUGGACUGGUGGUCAUUGGGCAUCACGGCUUACGAGCUGCUCCGAGGGCAGAGGCCGUACGUGAUGAGGUCCAGCACACCAGCCAAUGAGAUCCUUCAAACCUUCCAUAAGGUCCACCUCAGCUUCCCAGCAGCGUGGUCCACAGAGAUGAAGUCACUUCUCAGAAAGUUGCUGUGCAUCGACGUCCAGAAGCGCAUUUCGUCUCUAGCAGAGCUGCAGGAUCUGGACUACAUGUCGGACGUCAGUUGGGACAUUGUGCUCAGCAAACAGAUCCCCCCGGGCUUUAUUCCUAAUAAGCGGCGGCUAAACUGCGAUCCUACGUUUGAGCUGGAGGAAAUGAUCCUGGAAUCCAAACCGCUUCACAAAAAGAAGAAACGGCUCGCCAGAAAGACCAGGGACCAGGGUUCUGAUGGGUCACCACAGAAUGGUCAGUUGCAGCAACGAUUGGACAACGUCCAGAGAGACUUUAUCAUCUUCAACAGAGAGAAGUCCAAGAAAGCCGAGGUAGAUUCUGACUCAUUGCAACUGUCCACUAGCGACAGGAACAAAGCAAUAGAGGACGGUCAGAACAACAACGUCCAAGCCGACGACUAUUUAUCAGGAUAAGACGUCUUGACUUCGAGUCUGUGCUCUCCAUUAUCUCUUCAAACUGCUUGCCGCUUGUAGAUCAGCACCUGUCAUCAACCCUCAACGCAAGCACACAAACAUUAGCGGGGUGCUACACACAAACAAUGAUGGAAGAACUUUUAGUCCUCAAGAGACAAUGUCACGUCUGUUCAAACGAAAGCAACGUGGUCCCCCUUGAAGAUAGUGGACUAGGAUUUGGACUGCCUUGUCCAUAGGAAAGUUUUAUCAGGCGUGGAUUCUAAUGCUUUACUUUCAGUCAUGAACACAACAUAGCUGUGAUAGCUGAGGUUAUUGUCAGAGCAAGAAUCCUAUUGGUUUGAAUCAUAUGCAACUGAAGAUGUAGCCAAGGUCUGGUGCAGACCAGCCAACCACAAUACGGUUCUGUAAAUACAGCAACAACCAUAGCAACACAGUGCAAUCCAAGGACAACUAUUUAUGUCCAUUUUUAUUGCAGUGACGACGCGCUGUCGACCGUCCAUCAUCUUGGUACCUAAGCAUAAGGGCGCCAAAAAGUGGUACAGGUUGGAUAGUUUAGUAGCUUUUACACCUUUGGACGCCAAAUUAAAAAAAUGUUUUUUGUUUGUAUGUCAGUAAGGUAUAUAGAGUAUCCUAUCAUCUCACUUUUUUAAUCAUAAUACAGCGGAACCUCCAAUUUUGAACAGCCCAAAAGCCGUACAAUUUGGAGUUCAACCAAGAAUUGCCUCAAAACUCAACCCUCAAAAGUCAAAAGUUCAACCCACUAACUCCAAGUGUGUUUUUCUCAUUUUUUGUGGCGAUGCCAUCAGUCACGGCAAAUCGGAAAAGCGUGAUGAUAAACCAUAGAAGAGGAAGUACAACAGAAUGAAAAACUUACAAAAGACGGCACAGCACGUUAAUUCCUGCGAUACCGAGGUCACGGUAUCGCGCUGCAAACACCUUCCUGUUGCCGCUCCAUUCCAUCUGUCAGCCGUGUUCAAAGAUUGAGUUAGUUGUACUUACUUAAAACAUCAUCUGCACAGUUAUUAAAGGUUUGACGACAGUUCUGUUAAAUCACUUCACGUUAUUUCCUAUGGGGAAAGUUGUUUUGAAAUUAGAACAACUUGGAAGCCAACCAGCGUCCCACUUCAACUUUGGGGGUUCUACUGUGAAAACAACUCAUUUUAGGUUUUAUUUUGAAGACCUACGACUGACGUCUUUGUAUGACGGCCUCACUUCAUCAUGGCUGCAGCAGAUACUGUAUGUUGAUAGUAGUAGUAGUUGUAGUUUAUUCAUAAUAAUCAUAUCCUUAGAAGCACUAGUGAAGCUGCACAAAUGGACACAAACAGGUCUUUUACUGUAGGCUUCAAGUUACCGAGUUGACACUGUAAUUUCAAAAAAUGAAUACAAAACAUGUAAAAGUUGCUUUGCACAUCCACUGUGAAAUUCAUUCACCACGGUAAAUACACUGCACGCGAUCGCCUCUGUCAAAUAGUUUCUAAUGUAAUGUAGCUGCCAAUGUCAUACACAGCCUACUACCACACCAUUUGAUGUACAGAGGUGUGAAAAAGUGUUUGCACGUUUGUCAUAUUUAAGUGUUUCAGUUCAUCAAAAACAUUUAAAUUUUAGUCGACGACAACACAACUGAACACAAAAUGCAGUUUUUAAAUGAAACCUUUUAUUAUUAAGGAAUAAAAAAAUGCAAAGCUACAUGGCCCUGUUUGAAAAAGUGAUUGCCCCCUGAACCUAAUAACUGGUUGGGCCACCCUUAGCAACAACUGCAAUCAGGCGUUUGUGAUAACUUGCAAUGAGUGCUGUGGAGGAAUUUUGGCCCACUCAUCUUUGCAGAAUUGUUGUAAUUCAGCCACAUUGGACGGUUUUCCAGCAUAAACCGCCUUUUUAAGCAUCUCAAUAGGAUUCAGGUCAGGACUUUGACUAGGCCACGCCAAAGUCUUCAUUCUGUUUUUCUUCAGCCAUUCAGAGAUGGACUUGCUGGUGAGUUUUGGAUCAUUGUCCUGCUGCAGAACCCAUGUUGGUUUCAGCUUGAGGUCACAAACAGAUGGCCGGAGAGUCUUCUUCAGGAUUUUUUGGUAGACAGCAGAAGUCAUGGUUCCAUUUAUCACAGCAAGGCUUCCAGGUCCUGAGGUAGCAAAACAGCCCCAGACCAUCACACUACCACCACCUUAUUUUACUGUUGGUAUGAUGUUUUUUUUCUGAAAUGCGGCGUUACUUUUACACCAGAUGUAAUGAGACCUUCCAAAAAUUUCAACUUUUGUCUCGUCAGACCACAGAGUAUUUUCCCAAAGGUCUUGGGGAUCAUGAAGAUGUUUUGGUGGAAUCAUGAACACUGACCUUAACUGAAGCAAGUAAGGCCUGCAGUUCUUUGGAUGUUCUGCGGUCUUUUGUGACCUCUCGGAUGAGUCGUCGCUGCGCCCUUGGGAUAAUUUUGACUGACCGGCCACUUCUUCACCACUGUUCCAUGUUUUCGCCAUUUGUGGAUAAUGGCUCCCCUGUGGUUUGCUGGAGUCCCAACCCUUUAGAACUGGCUUUAUAACCUUUUCUACUUGAACUGAGGCGUGAUAAACCACAGUUAUGUUUUAACGGGGCAACAAUCACUUUUUCAAACAGGGCCAUGUACUGUAGGUUUGGAUUUUUUUUUCCUCCCUUAAUAAUAAAAAGUUUCAUUUAAAAACUGCAUUUUGUGUUCAGGUGUGUUGUCAUUGACUAGUAUUUAAAUUUGUUAGAUGAUUUAAAACAUGUAAGUGUGACAAACAUGCAAAAAAAUAAGAAAUCAGGAAGGGGGCAAACACUUUUUCACACCACUGUAUACAGUGUAUGCAUAUAUAUAUAUAUAUAUAUAUAUAUAUGAGUAUUUGUAGUAUUUGGCCUAAAUAAAACUACCAUGUGACAAUUUGUUGCUCAUGUUUAAACAAGGAUGGACUUUAAAAUGGAUGGAUGGAUUUUAAAAUUAUUUCCCCACAAUUUGGAACACGACUAUCAUUUCUAACCAUGCUUUAUUCAUCCCUUCAUGCUACACUGCAGUCUGUCUGCUAGUUGUAUGUUUUUAACUCUUUAACUUGCACUUUUCCACCCCCACCGACACCCCAAAAAAAUGUUACAAAUGGGUACACUGUUUGGACUUUACCUUUUCUGUGUUGCUGUUAUUUGUUGUAAUUUUAAACUUAAGGUGUCUUUCCUGUUUUUAACUACCGGUAAUACCUUGUGGAGUCGUUUUGGGGGCUGACAAUGAAAUGUGGAUGCAUAUGAUAAAAAGGGAAUAUUUUAAAUAUUAUUAUUUUUGUCCUUAUUUGUGACUGUCUUGUAUUAAUCUGUGAUAGAGUUGCAAUCUAUUAAGGUGUGCCUUAAAUAAUAACUUUUCUUUAUUCAACAAAACUACCUGGUGUCAUUAUUUCAUUUUGUCGUCAUUUGAUUGUUCAGGUGUACCUAAAGCCCCCGUCACACUAAACACAAAUCAGCACGAAUCAAGCAGAACCAGUCACAUUCGGGAGGGGAUUUGAAAUUCGUAAGCUUGGCUCCUUUUUUCCUUGGCGAAAUGAAGCGAUGUGUAUCAGGCAAUGCUUCACAGUGACAUUUCAGAAUGUUUGGAAUGCUGUUGGAAUACUGUAAGAAUAUUUAGAAUGCUGUCA